Cuscuta epithymum is the source of this 599-nucleotide messenger RNA. Lineage: Eukaryota; Viridiplantae; Streptophyta; Magnoliopsida; Solanales; Convolvulaceae. The record is from the annotation of a GenBank genome assembly.
ACACAAGCGUUCAAGGGCAUGUUUGGGACUAGAAGAUGCUACGGUGGCAGGGCCGAUUCUGAAUGAUAGGAUGGAGUGGGACAGAGACUUGAUUCGAGAAUUGUUCAAUGACAGGAGCCUUCCGGUUAGCGUGGGGGAUAGCUUCGUGGAUUGGGUGGCUAAAUGCUUGAGCACAAUGAAAGUUGAUCAUGGCAGAAUGUUUGUGAUGGCUCUUUGGAGUAUUUGGCGUGCAAGAAAUGCUAAGGUAUGGGAGCAGAAAACUAUACCAGUUAGCUGCAUUGUGGCAGACGCAAAUGCAAUGUUGGAGGGGUGGAGUAGGGCCCAGGAGGGUGUUCACAAUUCGGCGCAGCGACGGGGAAGCUCAUGGAGCUGGAGCUGACCGGAGGGAAGGUAGUGACUUGGGGUUGCUAGUUCGUAACAAGGUUGGUUCUUUUGUAGCAGGAGGGGUAAGCCGGGGCCUGAGGCUAGUUGUACUCGUAAGGUUUUAGGAGUCCAAAAUGUUAAAUUUGAAGAUUUUGGAUUCCUAAUGGUGUGUAGUGUGGUAGGUUAAAAUUGGGUAAGUGGAUUUUUUGGGAAGAAGAUGGCUUAAAUUAUGAUAA